Lingula anatina is the source of this 3443-nucleotide messenger RNA. Its product is annotated as COP9 signalosome complex subunit 3. Gene Ontology annotation, biological process: ubiquitin-dependent protein catabolic process. The record is from RefSeq and is a predicted model, not a curated record. Lineage: Eukaryota; Metazoa; Brachiopoda; Lingulata; Lingulida; Lingulidae. Gene Ontology annotation, cellular component: COP9 signalosome.
GAUACUUACCAAGAUGGCAGCUGCCUUGGAGCAAUACGUGAAUAAUGUGAGAACUUUGUCUUCACAAGGCAACUUUUCUCAGCUUUGUGAGUUCAUCAGUAAAAGUGGAGACGUUUUAGGCAAGAAUGCAAGUCAUCUAGAUAACUUGCUGGGGGCACUGGACCUCCAGGAACACUCACUUGGAGUACUAGGAAUAUUAUGCAUCAAGUACAAUCUCCCAAAUAUACCUGACUUUGAGACGCUGUUUGUGCAGACACAGGAGUUUAUUAAUAUGUGUAAUGGAGAACAAGUGCGCUAUGCCACUGAUAGCUUUGCUGAACUAUGUCAUAGGUUUACUGAGAAUCUCGUGACAAGAAGACAGCCUAUUAGAGGUAUCUCUGUGUUGUGCAAAGCAGUAACCAAGAUCCAGCUCCAUUCCUCUCAAUUAACUUCAAUACAUGCUGACUUAUGCCAGCUUUGUCUACUAGCGAAAUGUUUUAAGCCAGCAUUGCAGUUUCUAGAUGCUGACAUAACAGAGAUCAGUAAAGAGGGAGGCCAGUAUGAUGCCCGCCAUUUCUUGCUUUACUAUUACUAUGGAGGAAUGAUCUACACUGGACUGAAGAACUAUGACAGAGCAUUAUAUUUCUUUGAAAUAGCUAUAACUACUCCCAGUAUGGCAGUCAGUCACAUUAUGUUGGAGUCCUAUAAAAAACACCUGCUAGUUGCUCUGAUACUUCAUGGAAAAGUACCCACCCUCCCUAAAUACACAUCUCAAGUGGUAUUGAGAUACAUAAAGCCCCUUUGCCAGGCUUAUCAUGAUGUAUGUACUGCAUAUGGAACUAACAAUCCAACAGAAUUAAGGGCAGCAGUGACCAAAAACCAGGAACAAUUUACAAGAGACAACAACAUGGGUUUAAUCAAGCAGUGUAUCACUUCCCUGUACAAGAAAAAUAUUCAAAGGCUUACCAAGACUUUCCUGACUCUGUCUCUGGCAGAUAUGGCCAACAGGGUGCAGCUUGCAACACCAAGGGAAGCAGAAAAAUAUGUUCUUCAUAUGAUUGAAGAUGGCGAAAUAUUUGCCACCAUAAAUCAGAAGGACGGAAUGGUUAGUUUCCUUGACAACCCAGAGAAGUACAACAGUGUGGACAUGCUAAUGCAGUUGGAUCAGGAGAUGCAGAAGUGCAUUGAUCUGGACAACAAGCUGAAGUCAAUGGACAGAGACAUUGCUGUCAAUCCACAGUAUGUGCAGAAGAGUGCCGGUCUUCACGAUGAGGAUAUGCAGCCAGCAUCAACUAGUAAAGGAACAGGAUAUUAAUCACUGAAGGAAGAACUCUCAAAGAUGAUAUGUGCAGUCCAGCUUUGAAGUUUAGGCUAGAACUGUGCUACCUCAGCAGGUUAUGUGAAACGGUUCAGACCAUAUUGAGCUUGUCUUGACCAUCUGUCAUUAUAUACUGAACCAAAAUAUAAAUGCACGAACAAAAAAAAAAAAAAAAAUGAUGUAAUUUUUUGUAAUUAUUUACAAUGUAUGACCAGUAAUACAGUACAUAUUCCUUCACAAUGGAGCUUUAAUUUAUAGGUUUUACAAUCGAUUCCAAAUCAAUAAUCCUAGAGCAAUGGCAUCAAGAGCACAGAAGGGUUCGAUGGUCUGUGUUCACAGAAGUCUGUAAACAGUGUGUGUCCCCUAACUGGGUGGAAACACUCAAACUGGGCAUAUACUCACUGGGAGUGGCCAAAUGAACCUGAACCAGUUGACUGGAGCAAAACAAACCAAUCAAUACACAAGUAAUACUGUAAAUUUGAGCACAUUUCAUUUAAGUUAGUACUUUUUCACUCCAUAGUUUGGGUUCAUGUGUCAAUAUUUUGGUUCAGUUUAAUUGAGCCUAAACAUUUACUGUCUAGGUCUGGUUAGAAAUCACUGACUCUGAGAUAAUGUAGCAAUGAGUUGAGCUGUUACAGCUAGUUGAACUGUAAAUGUUUCCGGAGAUGCUCCCUUCAAUGAUGCAGAAUCAUUGUGACUGCUGAAGGAAUAGAAGAAUCCACGCACAGCACCUGGCAUUGUGUUAUAACCUGCGUGCAGUAUGGAUGAAUACUUGGAUGAAUUUCAGGAUACCAAACCAAAUCUCUUUUAAGCUGUCCAUAUUUGCACAUUUCCUGGUUUUGUUGGAUUAUGUUGGCAUAUUAAUCAUAGGGAAUUGUGACAUAUGCUUCACUUUAUUCUGAAAAUAUUCUUUAGUUUUUCGCGAAAGAUGCUGAACUCAAAACAUGGAUAAUAAAUAAAUCUUUUAUAAUUGCAUGUAAAGAAUUUGUAACACGAAGACUUCCAUGUUAUUCUACAUGCGUACUCCGAUUUCAAUGUUUUGGAUUGUUUUAUGAGAAUGAUUUUCUUGGAUUGACCUGAAUAUUUUCAGUAUAAUCUUCACUCGUUUUAAACUAUUCUUGGGACAGGUUAAGCCAUCAAAUAUACAAAUUGAAAAAACAAACAGUACUUACUUUAUAAGAAUACACCUAUACAUGUAUGAGCUUAACAGGUAUUUUUCUUAUUCAACCUGAAUUUGUCACCAUAACAUUCAAAUCAGAUGUUUUUCAAUAUUCUACAAAUGGCUUUAAAAGCAAUUUGAAGGCACCAGAGGACUGGAGUAAUCAAACAUCAAAAAUUGCUAUUGAUUAUCUUGUACCCUGCUGUGCAAUUUUCCAUUACAGCUGUCAAUUUUUUCAAUCAUUUACAAGGUGAAUUGUGGGUAUCAUAUGUCCUCUUCAGCUGAGAUAUUGAUUUCUGAUUAAAAGCAGUGUUAACUGUUAAUUAAGUAUCAGUUUUUUAAACAAAUCUGAUGUAUCAGGAAGUUAAUUGGAAGGUUAGGCUACAAAGUAGCUUCAAAUAUUGGUCUUACAUUUUAUAAGCCUGGUUGCAUGCACAACAACAACAAAAAAUCUCAUCCAUCUUACAGUCUGUAUCUAGGUAAUUGAUAACUUGAUAAUCAUUGAUAUUACAAAGACCACGUUAGAUUUUGACAAAAACAAAUAACUAGUCUUAAACAUAUUUUCUGAUUAGGUUAACUAAUGACCUAUAAACCUCAGUGGUUAAACACUUCCCAGGAUUCAUUUCCCACUUUAAAAUAUCAGGUUCAAGUUUACACAUCCUCAGUUGGUCUCAAAGUAAGCUUUAUUGAAUUCACCAAGAAAAAUUGUUCAUUGCAGCUCUCUGAACACUGGCAAUAAGGACUAAAUGACUUGACAAAUUAUUGGAAAGUGAGCCAAGCAGUGAGCACUUUUGCAGGGUUAAUUUCAACCCAGCCCGGCUAUUGAAUCAUUUAAGAACUUAUUAAAGACUGAAGCUGUGUAAAGUCCCAGAAAAACAUCAACUUGUAGGUGGAGUGGGGGUGGAGCGUACGAACUGCAAGGUGUUUGGUUUAGAACAGACUUCCCUCUUGGCCAGAAAAGGUCAGAUCUGAAUGAAAGUUCUUUGC